Messenger RNA from Alligator sinensis (Chinese alligator), 5166 nucleotides. It is a transcript of the gene AFF2, whose product is annotated as AF4/FMR2 family member 2. Gene Ontology annotation, molecular function: G-quadruplex RNA binding. Gene Ontology annotation, biological process: regulation of RNA splicing. The record is from RefSeq and is a predicted model, not a curated record. Lineage: Eukaryota; Metazoa; Chordata; Crocodylia; Alligatoridae. Gene Ontology annotation, cellular component: nuclear speck; nucleus.
AUGAGGGAGUACAUCAUGAUGGCAAAUCACUAUGAGCAAGACCGGAGUGCACUUAAAAGGAAGGAAUGGGAGCGACGAAAUCAAGAAGUCCAGCAAGAUGAAGAUCUCUUUGCUUCAGGUUUUAAUCUCUUUGGGGAACCCUACAAGACAAACAAAGGUGAUGCCCUUGCAAACCGUGUCCAGAACACGCUGGGAAACUAUGAUGAAAUGAAGGACUUGUUAACCAACCAUUCCAACCAGAGUCACCUUGUAGGAAUCCCAAAGAAUUCGGUACCACAGACUCCCAUUGAUAAAAAUGAACAGAGCUUUUUUCCAGAACAAAGAAACAGGAUGAUCCCAUCUCACCAGAUCAGUGGUCACUCGUCAACAUCAAUGCCACCUCCUUCAUCCCUGUCAUCCAAUUCUGCUUUGCUACACGGUCACCAGAGCAGCAGGAAAUCCAGGACAGACUGGUCACGUGGUGGUCACAACUCUAAUGCUGCACAGCCAAGCCAAGCCAGUAGCCAACAGAGUAGGUCAAAACAUAGCUCUUCACAUGACCAGCCUCAAAGCCGGUAUGAAGACCUCUACAGUUGUCAGAGCGAGCAGCAUAAAAGUGGAGGAGCUGAAGAAGCAAACCCUGCCGCUUCAUCUUCACAUUCACGGAGGCAUAAUCAUUCAAAGUCAACAAGUAGUGAACACACUUAUAAAGAAAACAGUCAUUCAAAGUCACCAACAGAACUUGAAUUUGUAGCACAUGGUCCUGGAUCUCCACUUCCUUCUACAUCCUUGUUAUCUGCAACCAAUGGUCUUUCAACCCAGAAUUUCCCACCAGGACUGCACUGUAAAACUAGCAUGGUCCAACAAAAGCCCACAGCAUAUGUGAGACCUAUGGAUGGUCAGGACCAAGUACCGAAUGACUCGCCUGAACUUAAACCUCCGGUAGAAAUUGAGAGUGGAUAUGGAAACCAAUCAUUUGGAACGCUGUUGGAAGGAAAAGCUAAUGUACCCAGUUCUAAGAAUAAACUACCAAAGCUCCCUCAAGCUAGUGAAGUUGGCCUUCCCAAUGACUCCAGCUGUGUGGAAGAAAUAUUACGGGAGAUGACCCAUUCCUGGCCUCCUCCUCUAACCGCUAUUCACACACCUGGCAAGGCUGAGCAGACCAAGUUUUCCAUCCCGAGCAAGGUACAGGAUUCCCAGCAUCUGACCUCAGGAUACAAUGUACAAAAGUGGAAUGAGCCAGCAGGAAAGGUGGCAACCAAAUCAGUGCCACAGAAGUCAAUGCUUGAAGAUGAUCUGAAACUCAGCAGUGACGAAGAUGAUAAUGAACAGGCUGCCGAAAAGACAAAACCAAGGAACAUUCCUGUAAACGGGCUUCCUUUGCAGACCGCGCACGGCACGGGCUUGGCGCAUUCCAGCGGAGGCUCCGGGAGCUCCAGUGAAUCCGAGAGCAGCUCCGAGUCGGACUCCGACAGCGAGAGCAGCUCCAGCGACAGCGAGUGUAACGAAGAGUCACGCAACGCGACUCCAGAGCCUGAGCCUCCCUCCACAAACAAAUGGCAGCUGGAUAAAUGGCUGAAUAAAGUGAAUCCCCAUAACAAGGCCAUCAUCAACAACCAAAACGAGACUCAUAGCGAUAACAGUUCUCAGUCGCAGAGCAACCAACAGGCGGAAGGGCAAAACAAAGGGAAGCUUAAUAGCCUGCCCCAGACUGAUUCCAAAGACAGAGCGAUCCUUAGUCCCAUCCGGGAGAAAGCCAAACCGCGAGUUGCCCAGAAAACCCCAGAGGCAAAAAGUUCCAAGCAGAAGUCACCAGCUCAUAAUGAGCCAACGUCACAAAGGACUACGGGGAAAAAGCAACCCAAAAAGGUAGAAAGGACUUCCAGUGUAGAAGAGUAUAACUGGCCCAAACCAAAUAAUACCAGCACCACUCCCAAAGAAAAAGAUACCCAGGAACCUGCAGAACAGCAGAAGGUUCGGACAAAAGCAUCCGUCGGAAAGACAGCUCCCCGAAAAGAACCGCGAACGAGCACCGGGCUCGCUUCCGAGAAGAAAAAAUAUCGAGGCCCCAGCAAAAUUGUCCCAAAGUCUCGUGAAUUUAUUGAAACCGAUUCCUCUACUUCUGACUCCAAUACAGACCAGGAAGAGAGUUUGCAGGCUAAAAUAUUACCUGCUUGCAGUGGGCCUGCCAAUGGCAUCAAAGUGAAAGACUCUGGGAGUAACAUCCUCAGUGUCAGCAGUUUAACUAGCAACGGCAGCAACACAUCAAUAGACCAGACGAGCAAUGAUUUAGAGGAGCAGCUGUUUUCACCUAUCCCAAUCGUGCAAAAUGAACUUCUGUCCCCGCUGAGGGAAUACGAAGAGCUCAAAUCCCUCUGGGUGAAAAUAGACCUUAGCUUAUUGUCUAGAAUACCUGGACAAGAGCCCUUUGAGACCGCGUCAGUGAAAACCGAACCGAGAGAGGCAAGCGUGAAACACAGGCGACCAUCUCGAGAAUCCCCUACUCCGGCUGCGGUGGAAAAACCUUCUACGAAAUCCAAAAGGAAGCACAAGCAGUCUGAAAGCUCAGAUACUUAUGGAGAAAGCAAGAAGCAGCGCCUGGAGGAAACCUCAGCUUCCUGCCUACUUCCACCUUGUAUCUCUCCAAUACCCAACCACAGAUUAAGCAGCACUAAAGAGAGCAGCACUAACUCGGUUAAAAAGGCGGCUAAGAAAAGAGAAGAGAAGCUGUUCCCUCCUCCGCUCUCCCCGCUGUUGGAUGAGCCAGUACACAGGCGGCACAGCAGUGACAACUCCUUCAACCAAGAGAGUAACGUCACAAACUCCUUGCAGACCAGCAGCUCUUCCUCGUCUACAUCCAAACACAGAAAGAAUGAAAGCAAAUCCUCUGCUAACCCCAAAGGACUCUGUGAGGAAGAAUCACACAAUAGACCAGCAACAAACACACUCCCAGACACCAGCCAUCUAGAAACAGACAUCUGGUGUGCAAUGCCUCCAUUGUCCAAUGGGAAUUCUGAGUCAAGAAGACCUAAAAUAACAUUUGAUGAUGCGCUUCACAAUGCAGACUAUUACAUGCAAGAGGCUAAGAAGCUAAAGCACAAAGCGGAUGCACUGUUGGAGAAGUUCGGUAAAGCAGUGAAUUAUGCUGAUGCUGCCCUCUCCUUCAUUGAGUGCGGGAAUGCUAUGGAGCGAGAUCCAUUAGAAGCUAAAUCUCCCUACACCAUGUACUCAGAGACUGUGGAACUCAUCAGGUAUGCAAUGAGACUUAAGAAUUUCACAGGUUCAUCUGCCACAGAAGGAGACAAGAAGUUGGCAGUUUUAUGCUACCGAUGCUUAUCACUUCUCUACUUGAGAAUGUUUAAACUAAAGAAGGACCACGCUAUGAAGUACUCCAGAUCUCUGAUGGAAUAUUUUAAGAACACUUCAAAAGCCUCGCAGGUCCCCUCCCCUUGGGGUGGCAAUGGAAAGAGCACAGAAACUCCAUCUCCCAUGUCUCUCAGCCCAUCCCCAGCCAGUUCUGGUGGGAGCAGCACAGGCCCUGCUGGGUCGUCCUCAGCAGCAACCAUCACCAUCCCCGAGCGCACCCACCAUAUGGCUGCCAGCCACGUCAACAUCACCAACAACGUAUUGCGGAGUUACGAGCACUGGGACAUGGCCGACAAGCUGACUAAAGAGAACAAAGAAUUCUUUGUAGACCUGGACUCAGUGAUGGGACCGUUAACGCAGCACAGCAGUAUGACCAACCUGGUGCGUUAUGUUCGACAAGGACUUCACUGGCUCCGCACUGAGGCGCACUUGUUGUAGUGACUGCCGCCCGACUCAUAACAUCCCCAUCGUUCUACCUCUACCAGCGCACAGACGAUCACUGGUGGAACUCCACUCAUUUCUGGAACUUUAUUCAUGUAACUUCAUUUUUAUUGCCUUUUUUGAUAUCCUAUCUAUUGGAAGUAGAAGUCAUCAUAAAUGGAACUUAUGACUGAAGAGCAGUAUAUGUUGUACCAUCUAAUCAUUUUCAACAGUUUUCUAUGCCUUGCGUCUCCUGGAUCCUGCCAUCCUUAUGUGCUUUAUGGAAUGGUACAUCCCCUGCAGUAUUGUUUUAAGUCCACACUGCCUUCAAGUGAAAACAAAAAAGCACUUUGAGAAGAUAUGGAUUCCUGAGAAAUAGUACAAAACGUCUUAAACAUUUUAGGGUAUAUACAAAAAACCCCUUCUGAUACAAAUUGGUAGAAGUUAUAGCUAUUUACUCAAAAUUGUCCUCCGAACUUGGACCAAGCUGUACACUGGUUAGUUCGUUACCUGACACAGUUCACUGCUAAAAUGUCAUACUAUCUGUAGGCCUGGUCUCUAAAAAAUAACUUUAAACUUCUUACAGGUAAGAAAUUAGUGUAAGAUCACCAAAGGUGUUAGGAGGUAACAGAUUGGAACAAUGCCUCGCUAAAGAAAGACGCCACUCUAUGCAAGGAGGUUUUGAUAUUUCAUUCUAACUUUAUUGUUGGCUUAAGUAGGCAGCAGAAUGCAGUUUUUAAGCAAUUUCAAGCAUUAGAUUUCAUAGUCUCUGUCACCAUCCAUAUACUAAAUCUGUGACUUUUCUUUCCAUUCUACUGUUUGAUCUCAAACAAAUGUUCAUCCCAUACUUUCCUUGGCAAAACAAUCUCCUCUUGCAUAGUGACUCAGCAAAAGCACAUUUUAACAGGAGCGCUACACUCUAAACGUUGAUAUUGUAUGUAAAAUGCAUUAAUAAGUGUAUUGUAGACUCUAGAUGAGAUUCACUAGAAACUUACCUAACUGGCUAUUGUUGAGGCAUUUCUAAUGCUGUGUGGCAUUAAUUUACACCAGCUUGGUUGAUUUCAGAGCAUUAGAAGCAGACAGUGAGUAUGUCUACACGUGCGCAUUUACUGCGCAGCAACCAAAAUUACUGCACAGUAUGGGCACGCAUCUAUAUGUGCACGCCUAUACUGCACAGUAAAUAUGGUGAUUUACACCGACUUGAGGACAAAUUUGAUACCUGCAUCAUGCAUCAAAUUUACAUCCGAUCAAAUUACACCAGCAUCAAAUUUACAUCCGAUUAGUUACUGCACGGUAAUGCACGUGUAGAUGCCUUACUGCGCAGUAACACUAUGUGUGUGGACUAACUUGGGACUAACUUUAAUCCCUAGUCAGACCACACACAGCGUUAAUGCACUUUAA